UUAUUAUCGUUUCUGUUUUUCCAACUGAUUUAAGAAGAUUUUCACAAUUUUCACACGGAUUCAAAAAUUGCGGUGUGUUGCUGAUCGAAACAAGUGUGAUAGAUGUUAGGGUGGAGCACAUCGCAUUCUCAAGCUGUCCUCGGUCCUCUACACACACCGAUAAUUUGUAGAAUUUGAUUUCUUUUGAUACGAAUCUCCCACAUAACAGGUGCACAACCACAUUUGUUCGAAUGAACAACUCUUGAUGGAAUGUGGCAAUUUUUAGUUCUUUAUGUAUAAAGGAUUCAGUACUAUUCACCAUAGAACUGUCGCAGCAGUUGUCUUCAUAUCACCGAUUUCUGUAGAUAUUUUGCCAGACCAAAAUACGAAGUAAAAUGCCGUUGAUACUUAUCACUGGGGUACCAGGCAUCGGCAAAACUACACUGAUUCGUAACCUCAGCGUGGAACUUCUGAAACGUAAAAUAGGUUUUAAUGGAUUUUACACUGAAGAAAUCAGAAACCACGAAGGGCAGCGCUGCGGUUUCGACAUUGUAACGUUCGAUGGUAAAAGGGCACCAUUGGCCCGUGUGAAUGGACCGGGAUCAAACGCCGCGGCGAAAAAUAAUUUCGUUGGAAAGUAUGCCGUUUGUGUUACCGAGUUUGAAUCCAUCGCGCUAGAUGUUCUCGUUAAUCGACCGCUGGGUGAGAUUUUACUACUUGAUGAGAUCGGUAAGAUGGAACUGAAAUCACGAAAGUUUGAAGAAAAUAUUAAGCGAAUCACGGAUGGUGUUAUUCGCGAGGAAUUGUUUCUGAUUGCAACAAUUCCUCUAAAGGUGCGGCUUAAUACUGUGGAACGAUUGAAAACGAUUCAAAAUGUGCGACUUUUCCACGUGACUCUAUCCAGUCGUAAAUCUAUUCAACAAGAUAUUCUAGGGGUUAUUACCCAGACACUGGGGAAUUCGGACUAACAGCGAAUGCUUUUGUUGUCUUACAUAUACAUUUUAUCGAUAAGUAUAAAUAGUUUCGCUUAUUGAUUUCAUAACAUAAUAUAAAUUGGCUCAUAACAAGCGUACUUUUCGCUAUCCGUUGCUCAUUUUUACGUCAUACUUGCUAUCCGAUCGCGUCGACUUUUUGGGUGAACGCUUGGUGCACUUCUCCAUAUCGUUGAAAUUGUCCGCUUGGGCGGCCCAGAAAGCGUUUUGCCUAUCACUAAUUUCCAGCUCAUUGGUUGAGAAAUCCUCGUUCGGUGGCAACAGCAGACUCCAGCUGCGAUCGCUGUUCAAUUUCGCGACCGAGUUCAGAAUCUCAUGUAUUUCUUCGGUAGGCAACUGGGUAAUCAGUGCUAGCUGAUGCCGCUCCAGUGUAUCGCAUUGGGUGUAUCGAUAGAGAAUAUAAUCCCGUGCUUUGCACAUCUGCUCUGCUGGAACACCAUUUGUCCUAGAAACGCUCCCUUCUGGGUAGAUGAUGUCCGACUGGACAACCCAGUUGCCCCGGAUUAAUACACCCGCCAUCGGAAGAGUGCGGAGAACUUUUUCCGUGGCGACACUUCGAUCCGGCAGAAGGUCAAUAAUUUGCUGGAACGUUAGCACUUUCGCUGUGAAAUUAACAAAAUCCCGAAAUGAGUUAACAUUGUGAAACCCUUCACUGAAAAAAUAAAAUAAAAA
Molecule: messenger RNA, 1643 nt
Organism: Toxorhynchites rutilus septentrionalis
Lineage: Eukaryota; Metazoa; Arthropoda; Insecta; Diptera; Culicidae
Product: nucleoside-triphosphatase THEP1
Exons: 3
Coding region: 375-947 (190 amino acids)
Molecular function (GO): ribonucleoside triphosphate phosphatase activity
Source: RefSeq, a predicted model, not a curated record